AUGAUUAAUUACCAAGGCAAUACCUCAUUGGGAGCGCCGACUACCCGCUCGGCCAAUGACAUAUACAAGGAUGAGUUGAUCAAACGUGGCGAGGCGUUGGAGACCAGGGUGAAAAAUAGUAUUGCUAAACUGAUCUCGGAGGACCGUGGUCAUUUGGCCGCCGAGCUCGAGGAGGAGGAGACUCGGAUCACAGCACUGAUCAAUGAGCUCAAGACUACGAGUCCCGGACCCGAGGCUCUCAAGCUUUUGGAGGGAGAGAUUGCAAGGGUUGAGGACCGCGUCACUCGAGAGGAAAAAUUAAUUGAGAAGGAGACCGACACCCAGGACAAACUGUUGGCCAAUGCCAAAACGCUCAAAACAUUUGUGGGAUUGGCCCUGGUGGAGUUGUCCAAAGUGACCGGUAAAGACAAACCCGCGGCCGAAAAGUUGGCCGAAGAGUUGUACAGAGAGGAGCGUCGGCUCGAUAUGCUCUGCCAGGAGCUGAUCGACGCGCAGACCCCUCGCAAAAUAGCCGAGUACGAGGUGGAGGUACGCGUCCAUGAAGUACGUGUGUCCGAGUUGUUAAGGCGGGCACAUUUUUUCCAGCCCACACCCGCCCCGCCCACACCAACCACUGCUUAAUUUUCUUGAUAAUAAAGAAAGUUAU
Molecule: messenger RNA, 646 nt
Organism: Medioppia subpectinata
Lineage: Eukaryota; Metazoa; Arthropoda; Arachnida; Sarcoptiformes; Oppiidae
Source: the annotation of a GenBank genome assembly